Molecule: messenger RNA, 1840 nt
Organism: Dermochelys coriacea (leatherback sea turtle)
Lineage: Eukaryota; Metazoa; Chordata; Testudines; Dermochelyidae
Product: claudin-9-like
Exons: 1
Coding region: 711-1361 (216 amino acids)
Biological process (GO): cell adhesion; bicellular tight junction assembly
Cellular component (GO): bicellular tight junction; plasma membrane
Molecular function (GO): structural molecule activity
Source: RefSeq, a predicted model, not a curated record
CUCCCCAGCUCACAGGAUCAGUCCAGCGAGAGGUGCUGACGGCUGGGAGAGCGAGCCCUGGUGCUAAACAAGAGCCUUCGCCUCUCCGGGGUGGAAGUGCUUCGGAGAGAGACACCGGCACUGCUGGACCUGCCUCCCCAGCCAUUCUCAUCAGGAUCCUUCUCCCGGACCUGUCUCCCCGGAUGCUUCCAUCAGAAUCUGUCCCCUGGAUGCUUCUGCCCGGCUGGUUCCUUUAGGAUCCGUCUCUCACACGCGUCUCCCUAGGGUUCCAUCGAGAUCCGUCUCCUGGACGCGUCUCCCCGGUGGUUCCAUCGGGAUCCGCCUCUCAGACACCUGUCUCUGGUUCCACCAGGAUCCCUCUCCCAGACGCCUCUCCCUGACUGGUUCCUUUAGGGUCCGUCUCUCAAACGCGUCUCCCUGGCUGGUUCCAUCGGGAUCCGUCUCCCAGAGCCAUAUCCCUCAGAGGCGACUAUCUGGAUCUCAUAUUCAUGCACCUCGCAUAGGGAUCCGUUUUCUGGACUCCUGUCCCCAGCCGAUCCCACAAAGAACCGUCUUCUGGCCUUGUCUCUCCACUACGACCUUCCUUGCCCCGCUCUCUCCAGCCAAUCCCCACACAGAAUUAUUUCCUGGGUUUCUCUCUCUGCUCAGACGCCCUCGCGUCCCCACUAAGAUCCCUGCUUCGCUCCCCUUGGCUUCCUCCUCCUCCAGCAAUGGCUUCUGCAGCGCUGGAGAUCUUGGGCAUGGCGCUCUCGGUGGUGGGCUGGCUGGGCUCCAUCAUCUCCUGCGCCCUGCCCACGUGGAAGGUGACGGCCUUCAUCGGCAACAACAUCGUGACGGCGCAGACCAUCUGGGAGGGGCUGUGGAUGAACUGCAUCGUGCAGAGCACGGGCCAGAUGCAGUGCAAGGUCUAUGACUCCAUGCUGGCGCUGCCCCAGGACCUGCAGGCCGCCCGCGCCCUCACGGUCAUCUCGGUGCUGCUGGCCGUGCUGGCCUUGCUGGUGAGCGUCGUGGGCGCCAAGUGCACCAACUGCGUGGAGGACGAAGGCGCCAAGGCGCGGAUCAUGAUCGUCUCCGGCGCCGUCUUCGUGGUCUCCGGCAUCCUCUGCCUCAUCCCCGUGUGCUGGUCGGCCAACACCAUCAUCCGGGACUUCUACAACCCGCUGGUGUCCGAAGCCCUGAAGCGGGAGCUGGGGGCAGCGCUAUACGUGGGGUGGGCCGCCUCGGCCCUGCUGGUUCUGGGGGGCUCUCUGCUUUGCUGCUCCUGCCCGCCCCGCUCCGAGAGAUACCCACCCCGGGUCGGGUACAUGGCGGCUGCGAGGUCCGGGGUGGGCAGCGGUGUGGACAAGAGGGACUAUGUGUGAGGGGAGCAGAGGAGGGGAUGGAUGGAUGGAUGGAUGGAUGGAUGAGCACAUGGGUGAAGAGAUGAACGAAUGGAUGGAUGAAUGUGUGAAGAGUGAGGGAACGAACGAAUGAACCAGGGAGUGAAUGGCUGAAGAUGUGAAGAGAUGAAGUGAAUGAGGGAGUGAAUGGAUGAAGGUGUGAAGAGGUGAAUGGAUGAAUGAGGGAAUGAGCUAAUGGCUGAAGGAAUGAAUAAAUAAGUGAAGGAGGGAGAGAAUGAAUGUGGGAGGAGAUGAAUGAGGGAACGAAGAAAUGGACAAGUGGCUGGAUGAACAAGGACUAAUGGAUAAUGAGUAGAGGAAAAAAUGAGUGAACAAAAGCAUGGCUGAAGGAACGGAUGAGGGUGCGAACAAAUGAACAAGCGGGCAAAUGAGUGAAGGGAGGAGCAACAAAGCGAGCGAAUGGAUGUGGGAAGGAGUGAGUGAAUGAGACAACGGAUGGA